This is a messenger RNA of Rhodofomes roseus, 828 nucleotides long. RefSeq lists its product as uncharacterized. The record is from RefSeq and is a predicted model, not a curated record. Lineage: Eukaryota; Fungi; Basidiomycota; Agaricomycetes; Polyporales; Fomitopsidaceae. The coding region runs from base 1 to 828 and encodes 275 amino acids. The transcript has 5 exons.
AUGUACAAUAGCUCAUGGGCACCGAACGAAACCUCUUAUCAAAUCUUCAAUGAGGACAUGUGGCUCACAGGGGCAUUGAUCAGCAACGUUGCCUAUGGCGUCGUACUCACCUUGUUUGUGAUGUGCUUCUAUCUGCUAGUGAAGGAGAUCAACCAUCGCAACAUGCGGAGACAAAUCUUCCUUUUGACAUUCAUUUCCAUCAUAUUCACCUUCGGUUCGCUUUUCGUCGGUGGCAACUCGAAGUUUACUCAGCAAGCGUUCGUUGAAUACCGCAACUUUCCCGGAGGCCCUGCUGCAUUUGAAGAAGCCAUGUUCAGCGACCCCGUGAACGAGAUUUCCACCGUCGCAUUCAUCGUUGGAAACUGGUUCAUGGAUGCGUUUCUGGUCUGGCGCUUUCUCGUCAUCUACAAGAACACGUCGAGGCGUUGGACCACCCUCCUCUUGGUAUUGCCCUGUCUAAUGCUACUUGCAUCGAUAGCCUUGGGGAUCGCGGCACUGGUCGGUAUCAGGAACUCGUCGCCUUUUGCAAUCGUCGACAUUACCCUCUCGUACUACGUCAUGUCCCUCGCGCUCAACAUCGUGGUCACGUUCCUUAUCGCGGGACGACUCCUUGUCUACCGAUACCAGACGAGCAAGGUCAUGGGGGCACAGCACACAUCGACCUACGUCAAUAUCGUCGCCAUUGUUGUCGAAUCCGCCGCGCUCUACAUCAGGAAAAGGCCCUUUUCAGAAUAUGUCAAAUUGCGGAGUAUUGGAAUUAGCUACCCCCCUAAACUUCUGUACGAAUUUCUUGCGAAUUUCAGACAAUAUAUUGACUAUGAACAUUAG